AUGAUUUCCCCCGCCUCUUCUUUCGUGAACUCGUCCUUCGCUGUUGGCCACAAUGCGGUUAAAUCGAUACUCUUCCGAGUUGCCGGCAUGGCCGUUCAAAUUGGCGUUUUCAAACUCUUCUCUCUCCUGGCCUCUAUGCGAAGCGCAUUCACCGCGUACCUAAUGUUCACCGAGGACUACAUUCAGAGGCUUAUAUUCAUGUUUUCCCGCGGAUUUAGUCACCAAGCAGCACUUGUGCUUUUCCUGACAAUCUUCCUCCUUGGUGCUGGCUUGUAUGAUACUUUGCUAUGGGGCCUCGAUUCGCCCGGCUACAUUUCUCAAAAAAAGAAUGUGACCGCUACGUCAGUCCAGAGACAAAUGCUCAAGCGACCAGGGUAUAUGGUGUUUUCGUCCACCAAGCCUGGCGAGGUGGAUGGACUCAACCAGCACUUUUUAGAGCUCAUGAAUGGGAAUCUCUUUAACUCGAACUUGAAUUUUACCCUCACGGGCCAGGUUGACCUUGGAACGCCGGAACCUGUCCCCGCCACUCGAAAGUUCGAUCCUGCAAACGGCGUCGGACCACGGAUAUGGCUUGAUGAGGAAGGAUUCUCUGUAUCUCCAGAUACCUAUGCGACUUUUGCGGUGGUAAAUGAAGGAGGAACUUCGAAAUCCCAAGAUUGCCCUUGGAAAAAAGGUGAAAACGAGACUGCAGUGUGGGAAUGCUCAUUUCCCAAUACCUUUGCUUUCACUUUCAUGCAGGACUCGCUCAUCGGCCGACCGGAAAUUCAUUGGGACGACAUCUCGGACCGAAUGUUCUUGUCUGAAUAUCUUCGACCCCACCGCGAAGACAAUCCUUGGGCUGUGUUGGGUGUUGGAGGCGAUACUGCUUUCAUGAAGCAAAUGUUCACAGUUACAAAGGGCCGGAGAAAGCAUACAUUUCUCGGUGGAGCAAUGAAAAUUUCAUCAGUAUACGACUACAAUGCCCCAUUUGCGAGGGCUGAUGUGCAAGAUAUUGUGAAGCGAUCUUGGUCUACAGACCCCGCGCAGUUGAAUGAUCCAUUUAUCGUACAAAUCGCAGAAAAGAUUGAGAAUGCUCGAGCGAAAAAUAGCAGUUUCCAACUGGGCGCAGCAAGCAAAGUUGGUAAUUCUGUUACCCAAGUGAAUUUCGAAUAUUUGAACCCCGAGGGAACUCCGGGCAACGUUGUGUUUUCACUUUUCCGCGUCUCCGUGGUCAAUAUUACACUAAUUAGAUCAGAAACCCUCCCCGAGCCUGUGAAACCUUUCGAGCAAUGCAACAAGUAUUAUCAUAAUGAAGCAACGGGUGGAAAGGUAUACGGAACUAACUGCUAUCAACAAUCAACUUCGAACAAAACUGCACCUCGCUUUUUUGGCGAGUUGGACACAUCUGCUUUCCUCGUCGGUAGCGGUACUCUGGGCGAUGGCACCUCCAAUAUUAGUUCAAAGGCAUUCAACCAAAACUCUUUUGAAUGGCUGGUGAACAACGAGAACUGGCUAGAUAAUCUAUUGUUAUCCCGUGGAUACAUGAUGGCUAUCAACCCUGAUCUUGUUAAGCUAGAAAUCAGCAAAGUGCAACCAGCUAUGUCAUACCUUCAAGUCACGCUUGUGGUUCUUCCGGUCCUCCUGGCUGUGGUGGUUUGGCUGUUAUUGUGGUUCUUUGCAGCAUCGCACUACUCCAAUUCUCUUCUUGCCAAUCUCUACGCAACCACCAACGUUGGCGAUACAAACACAAGCGCCGAUCCUCAGUAUAUACGGAAAAUGCCGGAUAUUGAUCUUAUGAGAAAGGAUGGAAGGGUAAUGAUGGCAACUUCGACUGGUGUUUUCUCGCACGGCGGUUCAAGUAUUGGCGGAGAAACUGACGCGAGCAGCACCAACCAAAAGCCGGACGAUCCUAAAACUACAUAUCCCCCGAAUAAUAAUUCUUACUAUUAUGAAUCGCCGGCCCUAUUGCCUGGCUAA
Messenger RNA from Ophidiomyces ophidiicola, 1956 nucleotides. RefSeq lists its product as uncharacterized. The transcript has a single exon. NCBI's taxonomy places the organism in Eukaryota, Fungi, Ascomycota, Eurotiomycetes, Onygenales, Onygenaceae. The coding region runs from base 1 to 1956 and encodes 651 amino acids. The record is from RefSeq and is a predicted model, not a curated record.